AGGAGUGCUUGGCUCCUUUCUUCUCUUUUUUCCUCCUGUUACUCUGUAAGCCAACAUGAGCCGGCAGUGUAGUUCCAGGUCUGUGUGCCGGAGUGGUGGAAGGGGUUACAGUUCUGGCUCUGCAGGGCUGGUCAGUUUCCAGAGAUCCUCUAGCAGCUCUGUGCGCCGCAGUGGAGGAGGUGGUGGGAGAUAUUCAGGAGGAUUCUGCAGGAGUGGAGGAGGUGGUGCUGGUUUUGGAAGCAGGAGUCUUGUCAACCUUGGUGGCAGCAAGAGCAUCUCCAUCAGUGUGGCUAGAGGAGGUGGUCGUAGUGGUUUUGGAGGUGGUGGCUUUGGAGGUGGUGGCUUUGGUGGUGGUGGCUUUGGUGGUGGCUUUGGCAGUGGUGGUUUUGGCGGUGGAGGUUUUGGCGGUAGUGGUUUUGGUGGUGGUGGUUUUGGCGGUGCAGGUGGUUUUGGAGGAGGUGGAUAUGGAGGUGGUUUCGGGCCUGCCUUUCCUCCUGGUGGUAUACAUGAAGUCACCAUCAACCAGAGCCUUCUGCAACCCCUCAAUGUGGAGGUUGACCCUGAAAUCCAAAAAGUAAAAUCUCAAGAAAGGGAGCAGAUCAAAGCACUCAACAACCAGUUUGCCUCCUUCAUUGACAAGGUGCGGUUCCUGGAGCAGCAGAACCAGGUACUGAAAACAAAAUGGGAGCUGCUGCAGCAGGUGGACACCUCCACGAGAACCCAAAAUUUAGAGCCCUACUUUGAGAAUUAUAUUAGUGAUCUCAGAAGGAUUUUGGACCAGCUGAAGAGUGACCAAUCUCGGAUGGACUCAGAAAUGAAGAACAUGCAAGACUUGUUGGAGGAUUAUCGGAACAAGUAUGAGGAUGAGAUCAAUAAGCGGACAAAUGCAGAGAAUGAAUUUGUGACUAUCAAGAAGGAUGUGGAUUCUGCUUACAUGAACAAAGUAGAACUUCAAUCAAAAGUUGACCUUUUGAGGCAGGAAAUUGACUUCUAUACAGCACUCUAUGAAGCAGAGCUGUCUCAGAUGCAGACUCACAUCAGUGAAACCAAUGUCAUCCUGUCCAUGGACAACAAUCGCAACCUGAACCUGGAUGGCAUCAUUGCUGAAGUUAAGGCCCAGUAUGAAGACAUUGCCCAGAGGAGUAAAGCUGAGGCUGAGGCCUUGUACCAGACCAAGUACGAAGAACUGCAGAUCACUGCUGGCAAACAUGGUGACAGUGUGAAAAACUCAAAGAUGGAGAUUUCUGAGCUGAAUCGAUUGAUCCAGAGACUCAGAUCUGAAAUUGACAGUGUCAAGAAACAGAUUAGCAACUUGCAGCAGUCCAUUAGUGAUGCUGAGGAGCGUGGUGAGAAGGCACUCAAAGAUGCCCAGAACAAACUGAAUGAGCUCGAGGAUGCACUGCAGCAGGCCAAGGAGGACCUGGCCAGGCUGCUGCGUGACUACCAGGAGCUCAUGAACACCAAGCUUGCCUUGGAUUUGGAGAUUGCCACCUACAGGACCCUCCUGGAGGGAGAGGAAAUCAGGAUGUCUGGAGAGUGUUCCCCCAACGUUAGCGUGUCUGUGAGCACCAGCCACACCAGCAUCAGUGGAGGCAGUGUCCGAGGCGGCGGAGGGUACAGCUCCGGAGGUGGCAGUUACAGCUCUGGAGGUGGUGGUGGAGGCGGUAGCUACGGUGGAGGCUCUGGUUCUGGAGGCGGCGGCGGUAGCUACUCCGGAGGCAGCAGCGGAGGCCACAGAGGUGGCUCUGGAGGAGGUGGUGGCAGCUCUGGCGGAGGCCGGGGCAGCUCUGGAGGCGGCUUUAGCUCCUCUGGAGGUCGAGGAUCCAGCUCUGGAGGCCACAAAAGCUCUAGUGGCAGUUCUAGCAUAAAAUUUGUUUCCUCCACUUAUUCCAGAUAAAUACACUCUCUAUUCCAUUAGCUCUCCUCUUUCUAUCACCACAAAAUAAGGUUGGCGAGAUUAAGGUCAAUUGCCCUGCCUUAUUAGAGAAAAGAGCUAUGGUUAGAUACACCAGUCCAUCCAAUUGCCCCUGCUCUUUCUUUUCCGCUCUGCUUUCAAAAAUUUUAAGGCCAGUGGCAAUCUCAAGCCCUGGUUACCACCCUGCUUUGUGCUUUGCCUGAGAAACAGUUCAGCAAUUACCAUGACACAAAUAACAUUUCAAAGAGCCUCCUUCUUCCAGCCAGAGGAGGACCAUUGGAUCCAGGGCUUCUCUGCCAUGCUUAGAGCAAUGCUCUGGUCAGUGCCUCAGUAUCUUGUCUUCUGCAGCAAGCUCUGUGCUGCUUUGGCUUUGUAUAUAAGGUGUAUGCAAGUUGUUUGUCUUUCAUCGAGUGGUAUUCAACUCCCUGUUUCCUUGUUAUGCUGCAAUAAACUGCAUUUGAAAUUCUCA
Cavia porcellus (domestic guinea pig) is the source of this 2384-nucleotide messenger RNA. It is a transcript of the gene Krt1, whose product is annotated as keratin 1. Gene Ontology annotation, molecular function: structural constituent of skin epidermis. The record is from RefSeq and is a predicted model, not a curated record. The transcript has 9 exons. Gene Ontology annotation, cellular component: keratin filament. Bases 56 to 1897 code for a protein of 613 amino acids. NCBI's taxonomy places the organism in Eukaryota, Metazoa, Chordata, Mammalia, Rodentia, Caviidae. Gene Ontology annotation, biological process: intermediate filament organization; keratinization.